AUGGAACGCGUCGGCGCGUCGCCCAGCUCCACGCGUCGCACGCACAAGCUGUCCGAAACACUUCCUCCCCCCCAUCGCGGACGCCGAAACAUCAUCACAAUCAUGGCAAACCGGGACAUCCGUGCAUAUCUUAAGCGCUCAAGCGCUCAAGCAAAUUUGCAAAUCGGCAGGUUCUCUCACGUUGCCAUUCCCGUUCGGACGAAAAAAGCCAAGCCGCCCGCCGUCCUGGCCGAAGCUUCUGACGACGACGAAGCUUCUGACUAUGCAGAGUCUGGGGCCUCUGCUUCACCUCAGUCUGACGAUUUUGAUUCCAAUCCAGACCUAGACACGAGUCCCGAGCCAGAUGCAGAUGCAGAUGAGUCUGAAGCCCAUGGCGUGGAUCUCAUGGAGAUGGAUGAGCCCGCAACUCUCGUUGAGAAGGCGCGCCCGAAACCUCAAAGACGCAAGACAGAAGCCAGCGGGAAGAGACCUACCAAGUCACGCGGCAUUGACACCAAUCUUCCGCCCCUAUCCAACAUCGAGGAUAUUUUCAAGGACAUUACACAGCUGGCCAUGGAAAACGGUUUCAACAAGACAUUGGAUGCAUUGAAUGGUCACGAACUGCGCAUUGCCACAAUGUGUUCCGGCACAGAAAGCCCUGUUCUAGCUCUUGAGCUCGUGUCUGAAGCUUUGCAACAAAUCGGAAAAUCGCUGCGCCUUCGUCACGUGUUCAGCGCAGAAAUCGUCCCGAAGAAGCAAGCAUACAUAGAGAGGAACUUUCAUCCCCCUAUUAUCUUCCGGGAUAUUCGCGAGCUUACGAAAGAGGACGCGUUUGAGGCCGGAGCGACGAAUGUGUACGGUGCAAAGGUUGCAAUUCCUGGAAAUGUUGAUCUCCUCGUUGCUGGGUUCUCAUGUGUCGACUUUUCCAGUCUCAACAACAAAGGCAAGACCCUUAGUGAGAAGGGUGAAUCUAGAGAUACGCUUGAAGCCAUCUUAAGCUAUGCCGAGAAGUGGAAACCCAAGAUCAUCGUCCUGGAAAAUGUCUUCGGAGCACCAUGGCCCAAGUGUGUCGAGCGUGCAAAGAAGGUGGGUUACGCGGCGGAUUUCGUGCGCGUAGACACGAAAGAUUAUUAUUUACCGCACACCCGCACUCGUGGGUACAUGGUUUGUAUUCACAAGGAGCAGUUCCCCGGGCCCGGCAGUGUGCACUCGGCUGUAAGCAAAUGGAAAGAACUAAUGCUGAGUUUCAAACGCCGCGCGAGCGCCCCGGCGUCCGAUUUCCUUUUACCAGCGGAUGACCAUCGAGUCCAUCAGUUCAAUUCCCAGCUCAACACACAGUACAGACAAGACUCCAGAGACAGGACAGUGAACUGGGAUGCCUGCCGCAUUCGACAUCAGAAAGUGCGCACAUUAGAUCGUCUCGGCAGCCAACGGCCGAUAACUCAGUGGAUCGAUAGUGGCUCAUGCGUUACCUUUGAGAACGCACACAAAAUGUGGUUCUCAAAACAAGUCGAAAGAGUGUGGGAUUCAAUCGAAAUCCGCUUUCUCCGCGCCGCCAAGGACAACGGCAGUGGCAUGCCUGGAUAUGAUCCCAUGUUCAAGACUUCGAUCAUGGAGUUGAGCCAGAAUGUGGACAGAUUUGCCCAAGAGAUGCCAUUCGGCAUCUGUUCCUGCAUCACCCCUUCUGGCAUUUUCUACUUGACUGAUCGUGGUGGUCCGUUGACGCCGUAUGAGACGCUGGCUCUUCAAGGCCUCCCCUUGGACAAGAUCUCGUUCACUAUCGAGACAAUGCGAGAACUGCAGGACCUCGCAGGUAAUGCAAUGAGUUCGACCGUCGUCGGCGUAGCGCAAUUGGCAGCUCUUAUUGUGGCAUCUCCCGCGCUCAAGCAGGUCGGCCCACCAGCAAACUCCAGACUCUCGACGGCUCCCAAAAUCAGUUCUUACUUACGAGGAGAGGAUGAUUUGCAACCGAUAGUGUAUGAGGACCUCGGGUCAUCGAGGUUCUCGGUCAGUCGGCUUUGCAAGGAUGCCUUGGAAAGCGUACGACUCUGCCGUUGUGAGGGUCGAUUCGGAAGCACAGAUUACGAAAUCCUCGUGUGUAAGGAAUGUGGGCACUCAGUAUGCACCGGAUGCAAAAGCAAGCCCACGCAUGCGUGUACGACUGGAGUUUUUAAUCGCAGCAUCACCGCUCAUGGAUUUGAGCUCCGGUGGAAGCAUCACUUCCCGUCUGAACUUCACUUCUCCACGCACCCCCACCUCCCUAGUUUGGGGAGUGGUUAUCAAAUGGACGAAAGUCUCCGUGCUGAGUAUUUUGAAAUAGUCAAGACGGCCCUCAAGGGACAGUUCAAGUUCCAGACCUUCCAACGCACCUCAAAGUGGGCCAUCCAUUACGAGUCACAUUCCGCUUUCCUAAACCUGGAAAUCGGAGAUGUAGCAGAGUGGCGCCUAUUCGUCAAGGCUCCCGCAAAGUGGGCUGGGAAUCAUCCACUUAGAGACAUCCUUAAAUCGCCCAUUGCUCGUGCCAAGAUGCCUAUGGACCUCGAUCCAGAUGACGCUAAUAGUUGUUGGGCGGAUGAUUGGGAAUGGUUCGUCCCCUCGACUUGCCGCUUUCAGGUCUCUGUUCAAGAGGCAACUGAAGAUGUCAAUCCGUCCUGGAGGGCGUUGUAUGGGAUGGUCGAGUACCAAAAAGAGACGGUUCCUCAGCGAUUGAAUGUCACAGUCCAUCCCGACGAUGCACAAAUUCUGCCCAAGGACUUUUCUGGGAUAUACAGACAUUUGCCGGCGUGUGGCACAGCCUGUUCAUCUUUGUACCGACGCGUCUCCGGUUCUGGUGCGCACAUUACAAGUGAGAUGGAGGCCAAUCCCCUCUAUCUCUUCCUCGAUCCUUCCCGGAUUGGCCCUGUCGAUCAGGACUCCUUCUUAUUUUCCCAUAGCCACGAGCGUCUUGAAUACAACGAGGAAAGAGACGUGGUGGCCCGUCUGGAGCCCUCGUUCCGGCCCUGGAUCCGGAAAACAUUCCAGACGCAUGGGUACCUCACUGGAGUCUGGGUCCAGGGAAGCACAGAAACGGAACUGCUUGCAUCGCACAAACUUCUUGUCGUCAAAGGACCAAGUAACAUUUCUGACUGGGGUACGAUAGUGUCUCAAGACUGCUCACAAAGUCUGGCAGUCCUGAGUUUAGAUUUUCAGGCCGAGGACAGAAGUGGAGGGUCUAGGGAGUAUCGUUUCGACGCGCGUAAAGGAACAGCGUUCAUGAAGGCAUUCUCAUGGGUACUUGCGACCAACGCACAUCUGCCAAGUCUGAAAGAGUGGCGACGACUCGACAUUGGCGAUAUUAUUGGACACUGUGAUGCGUGUGGCCCCACGCUACCGACAGUCCGAUGGGCACAGUCUGACUCCGGACGAGGGAACAACAAGGGUGCCUUUGUCGCUCAGGAAGACCCAGAAGAAGCCGCUCAGUAUGAGUUGAGGAUGAAGGCCCGUCCGUCAAUUUUGGACAUGACGGCAGUUGUUGACGAGUCCAAUGUCUGCCGCUUGCGGGCCGGUUUGAACGUUGUUUCUUUGGCUCAUAGAGCACUCGCUCAUCUCCGUCCGGUUGAAGGAACCGCAGUUCUGUCUUGGAACCUGACCACCGAGUACGUACCUCCCACAGCGCCUCGUCUUCGGCCUUUUCGACUUUUGAGUAAUAUCAACGACCGAGAACAUGAGCAACCGAAACGCUUCCGCUUAGAUCUCCGGCCUACCCAGCGAAAGUCUCUUUUCUGGAUGAGGCAACAGGAAAGGGAGAAACACUUCACUCUGCAAGAGGUGGCUGAAGAAGUAAUCGAGCCGAUCCGCUGGAAAGUCGAAGCAAAGGCGGAGGUCGAUAUGACGGUGAGGGGCGGUGUCAUUGCCGAUCAAGUGUCAUACGGCAAGACUAUUACGUCGCUGGCUCUCAUACACGCGGGGUUCUGCGAAUCUCAAACCAGCGCCAGCAAUGAUGGGGGGUUGAUCCCAUUGAAAGCAACGCUUGUGCUUGUCCCGAACAACUUGCCAAACCAAUGGAUGCAGGAAGCUUUGAAGUGCCUGCCGAGCAAGGACUAUGCUUCUGGAGCAAUCCUGAAGAUCAGAAAUGCCAAUGAGUUGAAGAGCUUGCGAGUCGAAGACUUUAGGCAGGCGAAGAUAAUCAUUGCCUCGUUCUCGCUCCUCGGCAAAGACUUCUAUGCCCAGCAACUUGCAAACGUCUCGGCUGUGCCAGAAGUCCCUGCAUCGGACGGGCGCCAAUACGAGGCAUGGUUCAAGUACUGUCUCAAACGGAUCCCAGAUUUGAAUGAUCAGCUAAAAGAUUUGGGUGUCUCCUCAUUCAAGCGAUACCUCAAGGACGAACUGGAAAAGACGAGGUCUCAUAAAGAUUUCAGCGGUAUCAUUCCCUCGAAGCGCACCAAAGGUGCAAGCUACAAGAGCUUCGAGGAGCUGGAAGACCAGACAACUCGAAGCAAUCACACGAAGGCUCCGGGGACUGCGAAAUCAUACCCGCGGAAGGCUGACUGGGAACGAUGGGAGUUUCCAGUGUUCCAUCAGUUCAAAUUCAACCGGGUCAUAAUCGACGAGUUCCACUACCUUCGCGACAGAGACUACACUGCAUUGGUCACGCUCUCGGCAGACAAACGGUGGAUCCUUUCUGGAACCCCACCUCUUGGGGACUUUGCGGACGUCAAGCGGUUCGCGGCAUUCUUGGGAGUCAAUCUCGGGAUAGACUGGGACACACCAGGCGUCAUCACACGGGAGAAUUCCAAGCAGAUGCGCAAAGAGAAGACGAGCUUCGAGCUCUUCCAGACGUUCAGUGAACGACGCUCUCCAACGUGGCACGAGAGGCGGCAUCAACACGCACAGACGUUCCUGGACAUGUUCGCCCGACAAAAUUAUGCCGACAUCGGUGAUGUCAAAUGCUACGAGAGCCUGCGGUCCGUACCGUUGGCGCUUGACCAUCGCGCAAUCUACGAAGAGCUGUCUUCGUACCUCAAGGGUCGAAACAUGGCCAUGGCUGGCGUGUCCAGUGCAGAGACUGGAGAUCGAGCCAAAAAACUACGGCAAGCCAUGCGCAACUUCGAGACGGCUGAGGAAGCGCUGGUGAACUGCUCUAGUGUGCGCAUUGAAGCGGUCCACCAGACUUCAGCAUGUAACAGUCUCAUCGAGCAGCGCGACGCAGAGCUCAAAGAGCAGGGGGAAAGGCUACGAAAAUACAUCCUCGAAGCUUCAAAACUCGCGAGACUCAGCGGCGAUCCGAAGAACGAAUGGGCUCAAUGGACGCAGAGGUACAGAGGGGUCGGCCUGAGCGCCGCCGCAGAUCCCAAAUCCCAAGUUGAAAUCAGGAAGAUGAUCCUGAAAGCCGAGGCAGAAUACGCCGGUAUUGGGAACAAGCGAUCCGCAGAUGCUGCAGCCAGUUUGCAGACACUUGUGCGAACCAAGGUCGGUGCAGAAGCUCGCAAGUUUACGAACAUGCGUAGAUCGCUACGGUACGCUCGGUCCAUCUCAAAGGUCAAAUCAGCGCUCCGGGGUGUGAAGCAGCUGUACUGCGAAUGUGGGGACGCAUCCCACGAGACCACGGCCGAGCUUAGCUCUGUCAUCGUCGGCUGUGGACAUGUGGUUUGCAGCGAUUGCCUGGACGCGGGCAUGGCAGAAGAGAGGUGUGGUGUGCUCGGGUGUGAGAUGGAGAUUCGGGAGCACGGAGUCCUUCAUGGGGCGAGCUUACGCGGUUGCGAGGACGUGGCAGCUGGGCCAAAGAGCUUUGGGUCGAAGCUGGAUAGUGUGAUGGAGUUGCUGGGAACCAUCCCCGACGAAGAACAGGCCAUUGUCUUCGUGCAAUCGUACAGCAUGAUGGCGAAGGUUGAGCAAGCACUCAAGGCCAGAAGCAUCCCGGCAUACGCCAUUGAUCGGGUGUCUGAAAGCGCGACGGACAAGAUUGAAGCUUUCGUCAAGAACUCGCGGUAUACGGACAGCGGCAAGACCAAGCUCAACGGCGAGUUUGGGAAGGUGUUGAUUCUCAACCUGGGAGACGAGUCGGCAUCUGGGAUGAACCUCGUCAACGCAAAUCACGUCAUCUUUCUCUCACCGCUCCUGACCAGUACGAGCCAAAAGUACCAUGCGGCAAUGGUGCAGUCGGUUGGACGGGCACGGCGAUACGGGCAGCAGAGGCCGGUUUACGUAUACCGAUUCAUGGCACCGCACAGCAUCGACGUGGACAUUCUCGAACAACGCGAGCGGCGCAGCACGGCCUUGACAAAGGAGGCGCAGAAGAUGGCGGCUCCGUUGGAGCGGGGAAAAGCACAGUACGAGGCGGUGCGGGUGGUGGAGGAUGCCUCUUUGGGCAUGAUGGUGGUGCCGAAGUCCUGGGUCCAAGACAUCGGCAAGGCACAGCAGCACGGACUCCUGCUGGGGGCAUCCAGCGGCGACGAGGUGGAGCGGUUCAACUCGCUCUCCAAGCUCUCGGAGGCGUACGCCCAGGACGGCGAGGCGUAG
This is a messenger RNA of Diplodia corticola, 6477 nucleotides long. Its product is annotated as c-5 cytosine-specific dna. The record is from RefSeq and is a predicted model, not a curated record. The transcript has 4 exons. Gene Ontology annotation, molecular function: ATP-dependent chromatin remodeler activity; methyltransferase activity; ATP binding. Bases 1 to 6477 code for a protein of 2158 amino acids. Lineage: Eukaryota; Fungi; Ascomycota; Dothideomycetes; Botryosphaeriales; Botryosphaeriaceae.